Messenger RNA from Phaedon cochleariae (mustard beetle), 1473 nucleotides. NCBI's taxonomy places the organism in Eukaryota, Metazoa, Arthropoda, Insecta, Coleoptera, Chrysomelidae. The record is from the annotation of a GenBank genome assembly.
AAAAUAUGUUAGCCCUCAUUAAACAUGUAUUGAUCGUUGAAAAGAAAAAACCGAAAAAAAAAAUUGUGCCUUCCGGAGGCCAAAAUGAUCUCGAAGAUUACCGAAUUCUCGGGGCAGACGUGUACCGCUGAUACAGAUCCGCAAUAAUCGGGCAGCCACCGCCGGCGGUGAGAGGAUGUGACCCGAUUUUUCCAUGGGCCGAAUUUUACCAUGCGAGAAUCGGUAUCUGGUAUCUCAUAUCUCCGACUUCCGAACCGCUUCUUGGGGGGGACCAGAAGGAGGGUAUAAAGUCGCAGAUGAACUUGAAACCACCGACAAACAUUCCUCGACGUCUUCUUCCCUUGGGUAACGGACCGGGUUACUCGAGACAACGACAUGAGGCCGAUCGUGAUCAUCGCUACUUUGGUAGCCCUAACCCAAGCUCGCCCAGAACCACCGAGUGGCUACAGUUAUCCCGCCCCUUCGAUAGGCCUCGGAGGUGGCCUAGGAGGUGGCAGCUUUGGAAGUGGCCUCAGCUUCAGUAGCUCAGGAAGUCAUGGCCAUGGUCUUUCUUUCGGAGGCGGUAGCUUAGGUCACGGCGGCGGAAGCCUAAGCCACGGAGGCGGAAGCUUUAGCCACGGAGGCGGAAGCCUAGGUCUAGGAGGAUUCUCCUCAGGCUCUUCCGGCUCUUCAGCAUUCUCAUCAGGCUUCGGAUCCGGUGGUCACAGCUCCGGAGGCUUCAUCGGCUCUAGCGGCGGUUUCGGAUCAAGCGGAGGCUUCGGCUCAAGCGGAAGCUUCGGCUCAGGUGGAAGCUUCGGCUCAAGCGGAAGCUUCGGCUCCAGCGGGUUCAGCUCAGGCUUAUCCAGCGGCGGCCAGGUUGUCCAGAAACACAUCUACGUCCACGUGCCCCCACCAGAGCCAGAAGAGUACCAUCCACAGAGACAAAUCUCCGUAGCCGCCCCACAGAAACACUACAAGAUAAUCUUCAUCAAGGCUCCUUCUCCGCCUACUCCGACUGUCCCGUCCAUUCCUCUCCAGGCCCAGAACGAGGAAAAGACCCUCGUGUACGUGUUGGUCAAGAAACCAGAAGAUCAACCGGAGAUUUCCAUCCCUACUGCUAUCCCUACCCAGCCUUCCAAACCAGAAGUAUACUUCAUCCGUUACAAGACCCAAAAGGAGUCUGGUGGUGGAUUCUCUACUGGUGGAUCUAUCGGAGGUGGUUCUUUGGGCGGAUCUCUCAGCGGUGGAUCUCUUAGUGGCUCCCUUGGCGGUGGGUUAUCUCUAGGCGGAUCUCUGGACGGUGGUUCUCUGGACGCUGGUUCUCUCUCUGGUUCCCUUUCUGGUGGUCACUUAUCUGGCUCAUCUGGUUCUUCUUCCUUCAGCUCUGGAAGCUCUAGCUCAAGCUCGUACCACAGUGGUCACUCGAGUCAUGGCUCUUCUGGAAUCUCUACCAGCUAUGGACCUCCUGGACACGUUAGUGGUGGACCGUACUAA